AUGAUAUACCCUGAAAAUAGCCACAAAAAUAAAUGGGAUCUUUUUGUAACAUUUGAUGAAGCAGAGCAAUAAUUGACUUGGACUCUAGUUGAAUCGUUUAUAGAUUUUUGUUUCUUAAUAGACAUUAUUUUGAACUUUUUUACUGCAUUCUAUGAUGAAGAGUUUCUACUUAUCGAGGAAAGAAAGGUAAACUAAAAUUACAAAUAUUUGAUCAUUCUUUAGUUGAUUGCUCGUACAUAUCUCUCAGGUUGGUUUAUUCCAGAUAUCAUUUCUAUUGUUCCAUUUGAUCAGAUUUUUUCUUCUGGGUAGUUUAACAGAUUAGCCAGAUUCGCUAGAAUCGGAAAACUUUACAAAUUGGUAAAAAUGGCAAGACUUACAAGAAUGCUAAAAAUAGUUAAAGAGAGGAAAAAACUUGUAAAAUAUCUUAAUGAAGUCCUUAAAAUUGGUAUUGGAUUUGAAAGAUUGCUCUUUCUUAUGCUGAUUUUUAUUGUACUUUGCCACAUUUUUGCUUGUCUUUGGAUAUUUGUUGGUUUAUUUGAUGAUACUAAGAACAAUUGGAUAUAUCAAAAAGAGUACUAGGAUUAUAAGAAUUUCUAGCUAUAUAUAACCUCUUUUUACUUUACAGUUACUACAAUAGUAACUGUAGGCUACGGAGAUAUUACUGCUUAAAACACAGGAGAAAGGAUAAUUUGUAUUUUACUCAUGAUUAUUGGUGUGAUAGCUUUUUCUUUUGCCACUGGUUCUUUAUCUUCUAUUAUCUCAAACUACGAUUCAUCUUAAGCUAAGCUUAAGGAAAAGAUAGCCACAUUAAAUGAUAUUAGAGAAUAAUACUAGAUAGGACCUAAAUUAUUUGAUGAGUUGAGAAAGGCGAUCAAAUAUGAUCACAGUAAAAAUUAUAAUGACGUUAUUUAGUUUAUGGAGGAAUUACCUCACAAGCUUAAAAUUGAUCUAGCUAUGGAGAUUCAUAGGGAUAUUUAUCAAAAUGUAGAUUUUUUCAAAGCAAGAGACAGUCAAUUCAUAUUUUGGGUAGGACCGCUUCUAAAGCCAUUACUUUUCUCAGAAUAGAAGUACAUAUACAGAGAGGGCGAUGAAAUUAAAGAGAUUUAUUUUAUGACAAAUGGAACAGCUGGAUUCGUUCUUCCGAUCUACAAUAAUGCCGUUUAUAUCUAAGUUGAAAAAGGGGAUGAAUUUGGACUGACUGAUUUAGUCUAUGACAAAGAAUUAGUUGAAUAUAAGCUUCAAAGCAGGAAGAAGUUGAAAGGAGGAAAAAAAGCUCUCCAAAGACUGUUUACUGUUUAGGCAUUAAAUAGUUGUGAAGUGCUGAUGAUGUCAAUUUAAGACUUGGACAAAAUGAAAGUAGAAUAUCCCGAUAUCUUUGAUGAAUUAUUCUUGAAGCAGCUUAAACUCCUAUCUAAGUGCUUAAGAUUAAAAGAUGAGGCAAUUGAAGAACUUCAGAGAAAGGAAUAAGAAGAAAAAGAAAGGAAACUUAGGGACAUAUCUCAAAAAGCUUUGGAAACAAUCUCAGAAUAAAAGCCAACUCCUAACAGCCCAAUGGCUGCACUUGGGUUGGGAGUUACACAAAUGAUAUCAAAAUCCUCUAAUAAGUUCUUGAAUAAAUUUGCUAAAAAUUUCAUGAGCUUGAAGAAAAUUGAUCAGGAGCUUAUCAACUCAGAGGAUCAGAAUUAAAAAAAGGAAGACUCUACUUAAAAAGAGAGCGAGAAAAAAGAUAGUGAAAAAAUUAAUGAGCAAAUAAAUGAAAAGGAAAAUAAAGAUAAAAAUGAGAAUGAUUCAUCAUUUUCCUCUAGUGAAGAUGAAAAGUCUCAAAAGGCUCCUUAAUAUGAUGAAAAGUCAAAGUUCUUUUUGGGGAAAUUCAAGCAAAACUUUGGAAAGUAUUUUUAGUCUUAUCAAAGGCAUAGUAUUAGCGAGAUGUAGGGAAUCUCAAACAACUUAAGCCAAUCUCUUAACGUGUCCUUUGGUGCUAAUAACGAACUAAAACCUAAAUCAGAUUAUUAAUUACAAGAAAUGAAUGCAAGAAUUUCUAACUUAGAAAAGAUGUUUGAGAAAAUGAUGAAGACUAUGGACUAGAUUAACCAAAAAAUCUCGAAUUAAGAUUGA
This is a messenger RNA of Stylonychia lemnae, 2115 nucleotides long. The record is from the annotation of a GenBank genome assembly. Lineage: Eukaryota; Ciliophora; Spirotrichea; Sporadotrichida; Oxytrichidae.